AAAUCAACACCGGCUUUAUAUCGGGGCUCAGUGAGACCUUUAUGAAGCUGGAAAUUUCACCAGCAUCGUCUCCCUCCAUCGCGUUCUCCCUGACCUCCAAAGUCACUCCCAUAACCACCAGCUGAUCAUGUCCCAACCAACGCUCUCGUCGUUUGACCCGUUCGCCGAGCAUCCACGCAAUGAGUUUAUCAUCCUCCCAACCCAUCCAACUAGCCUCACCACAACCACAUGCUACGAUGUCGCCCAUUCCAACUUCUCAUUCCCCCACCGGGAUCGUUCCGCCCCAGCAGUCGAAGGGCAUCUUUGUCACGUACCAGCCAGACAGACGUCCUACACCAGACCUCGAGGACAUCCUGUCGAAGAAGAAGGUGGCGCAGACGUGGGGUAGGACAUGACGAGGUUACGGAGUGACUCAGUAAUCCUCCUGUAUAAUGUUGCCUGCUAUCGGUGCGGACGUUUUCGCUGCCGAUCCACAUAUCAUACUGACUUGGUGCUACAGGAAUAAUUCCACAUUCACGAUUUACCACUGUUUGCUAUCACCGAUACUGGUACGAGUCGAGAGUAGUGCAUAAUGGACGUUCUGUGGGAGUUUGUGGGGUCGUGUG
Messenger RNA from Heterobasidion irregulare TC 32-1, 605 nucleotides. RefSeq lists its product as uncharacterized. Lineage: Eukaryota; Fungi; Basidiomycota; Agaricomycetes; Russulales; Bondarzewiaceae. The transcript is spliced from 2 exons. The coding region runs from base 180 to 395 and encodes 71 amino acids. The record is from RefSeq and is a predicted model, not a curated record.